ACGCACUGACGCACGUAUUUAUGAGGCGGAGUUAAAGAGGAGCUGAGCUCAUGAGGAAAAACGCCCGGAAAGAUAUUCGCUUGGUGCUAAGUUACUUUAACUAUAUAUAAACUCAUCUGUAGGACGUAGGCUUGUAUUUUACGUUUAGAGUGGUAUUAUACUGACGUAAUAGCCACAAAAACGGUUUUCGUACGAAAGUCUCAAGUCCUGACGAUUUAUUCCAGAUGAGACGAGCAAAGCGACAGUAACUAUGGGUGAAGCGCUCAGCUCUAAAUUACCGGUCAGACGGAAUUCAUCUUCUAAUUCGGGAUGGGAUUCAACUAAGUAUGCUUUUAAUAUUCCCUUGGACAUCCUUGAGGAAAUCUUUCUAAAUCUGCCUGCCCACAUGGUGGUUUGUGUGUGUCGAUUAGUUUGCCAUCAUUGGAAAGAUGUCGCAGAUAACGAGUCUCUCUGGAGACAAAGGUGCAGAAGAGAAGGAUAUAAUCUGCACGAAUCUUCCAAAGUAACAAGCGACUGGAGGUUCUUUUACUUCAUGUGCAAGAAAAGGAGAAAUCUCAUAAAGAAUCCAAGAGGGGAAGAUGAGUUUAAGGAUUGGAAGAUAGUAAGGAAUGGUGGUGAUGGAUGGAGAGUAGAGAAACCUAUUGCACAACACCCGAAUGCAGAAGUACAAACAAACUUUGUAACUUCCUUCAGAUUGUGCACAAAGUCACAGCUCAUUGACUUGGUGAAGGAGGGUUACAGCCAGGCUUUUAUGGAUGAGGUUCAGCCCCACAUCAAGGUGUCCGACUGGUAUGCGCCUCGAUGCGACUGUGAAUACAACAUGUCUGUGAAGCUGCUGCACAGAAACAAAAGGGUUAUUGAGAAAUUUACUCCCGGUACUAUUCACCUACCUGAACAGGAAAAUCACAGGUGGAAACAGAUGAUCCAUGUGUUUAAGGACUAUGGACCAGGAGUCAGAUAUGUCUACUUUGAGCACGGCGGUAAAGAUUCUGUAUUCUGGGCAGGAUGGUAUGGGAUUCGCUUAACAGAAACAUCCAUUGAAUUAUGUCCAGCACUGGACAAACAGAAUUAUGAACCCUACAGUGGUUAAGAAGACAUGUUUUAACUACUAUUCCACAACAUUACUCUUUAGGCCUUUAACUUGAGAAACAUGCUAUAGAGAACUGCAAAAUAGACAUCAAAUUUUGAUCAUCUUAAACUGUAGGAAGGCCUUUAAAACCCAAUAUUUACAAGAUUGUCCAUUUUAAUUUUUGUACUUUAAAUCUAUUUAUUUGGAAUGUUCUGUCUUUUUUUUAAUGAUAUAACCCAGUGUAGUAAUGUUUUUAAAUAUGCUCGUUCACACUGCUCACUAUGUACAUUUAGCAGUCUUGUACUUCAAGUUGUAUUCUUCCUGCCACUCUUUUGUCCACAUGUGUAAAAAUGUAAUUUUCCCCUUUGUAAUUAUCAAGAUACAGAACAACAUGUGUUAUUUGAAGAUUUAAUCAUAAUACUGGUUUAUUGUUGUGCUUUUUUUUUUAUCACAAGCAAGAUACAGUACAACUUUGUCAAGUUGAAUACAAUGAAAAAACAUCUUUCAGGUUAGCCGUCUCAGCUUCUCAAACCUCAUGAGUAAUGCACAAUUUCAUUCAGUAAAUAAGUUAUUCUUACUAUAUUUACAAGUCACUUCAACAAUUCACCUUAAAAAUUCGGCAUGGAAAAGACAUGUCAUUGGUUCUGUCAUUUAACAUCAAGCUGUUACUGAUGAGAUGCAAGCAAUGUUGAGGUUACCAAAUAACUGAACUGGUUGUAAAACUUUGGCCUGUAAACUGAGAUACCCGAGUCAUCAAAAUGAAGAUUUAAGCUUGACCUAAGUGCUGUGAACAUUUCUCUGGCAAAAAAAAAAUGUCAAAUCAAUAUUUCUACAAUUGGAAGUGAAAUAUAUUUCCUGCCUAUUUUCUCAGGUCAUGUCUUGGAAAAACCAGGACAAAGAUGGAGAAUUAAGUAAAGGAAAAAAAAAAAAAAAAAAAAAA
Gambusia affinis (western mosquitofish) is the source of this 2009-nucleotide messenger RNA. RefSeq names its product F-box only protein 6-like. The record is from RefSeq and is a predicted model, not a curated record. Gene Ontology annotation, molecular function: ubiquitin protein ligase activity; protein binding. Gene Ontology annotation, cellular component: SCF ubiquitin ligase complex; cytoplasm. The coding region runs from base 251 to 1090 and encodes 279 amino acids. Gene Ontology annotation, biological process: SCF-dependent proteasomal ubiquitin-dependent protein catabolic process; glycoprotein catabolic process. NCBI's taxonomy places the organism in Eukaryota, Metazoa, Chordata, Actinopteri, Cyprinodontiformes, Poeciliidae. The transcript has 6 exons.